UCAAAAGAGGUCAGGAUUCGUCAAAGAAAAGUCUUCCCCAGAAUCCCCCACACGAUUCCUUCUUCCUCAGUCUUCCAAGUCGCCUCGCCGGAUCUUCCUCACUCCGAUCCACUUCCUUCCCUCCUCAUGUCUCCCUGUCCCUGAUUCCGUGUUUCAAAGGGUUUCCAGCGAUUUGGGGGGAAAACAAACGUGUGGGGUUAAUGUUUGAAGAGGAAAGAUGGAGACUUUGUUGUUUUUCAGGAGAUGAGAUUGCAAGUUGUCUCAUUUGUCGUAUUCACUCACUGGUUAGCUUCAAUCUGAGAGUAGUUUAGAAAGAUGGAUGAAGAGGCUUCUUCUUGGAUUAGGAGGACUAAGUUCUCUCAAACAGUCUCUUAUCGUCUCAACUCCUCAAAGCUAGCAUCUUUCCCUGUCAAAGUCAACCAAGACAAGACUCCUGGACUCAAAACAAGACCUCACACCACGUCGUCAUCAUCAACGUCUUCUUCAAGUAGUACGCAGGCUGAUGUGUAUGUUGUUGUUGAUUCCGAAGUGCAGAGAAACCCUGUGACUAACAAGCAGAGGUCUGUCUCCCCUUCCCCUCACACGCCUCUUCCUGAUGUCUUCAAGGAAGCUCAGUCCGAGCGGAAACGGUUUUCCACUCCGCAUCCGAGGAGGAUGGACUCUGAGAAGGGAAUGAAGCCGAAGCUGCUGACCCAUAAGAACUCCUUUGAGAAGAGGAGGUCGUUCAACUUGCGGUCUCCUUCGGUUCCCAUCAGAGAUCUGAGCACGCUGAGGAUUCAGGAGAGGGUGAAGAGCAUGAAGGACACCACGGGGUGGUCUAAGAUUUUCGAUAACGCUGGUCGGAAAGUGAGUGCUGACGAUGCUGCUGAAGAGUACAGGAUCGAUAUGUCGAAGCUUUUGUUGGGGCAGAGGUUUGCUCAUGGGUUGUAUAGCAAACUGUACCAUGGGAAGUACGAAGAUAAAGCUGUUGCCGUGAAGCUUAUCUCUGUACCUGAGGAUGACGAUAACGGAUGCUUGGGAGCCCGUUUAGAGAAACAGUUUACCAAGGAAGUCACCCUUUUGUCACGAUUGUCUCAUCCAAAUGUUAUUAAGUUUGUGGGAGCUUAUAAAGAUCCGCCUUCAUAUUGUGUCCUCACGGAGUAUUUACCUGAAGGGUCUCUAAGAUCUUUUCUGAACAAGCCUGAGAAUAGGUCUCUUCCUUUGAAAAAGCUGAUAGAGUUUGCUUUGGAUACUGCAAAAGGAAUGGAGUAUAUUCACUCACGACGCAUUAUCCAUCGUGAUCUUAAGCCGGAAAAUGUAUUGAUAGAUGCAGACUUUCAAUUGAAGAUUGCUGACUUUGGCAUAGCGUGUGAGGAGGAGUACUGUGAUAUGUUGGCUGAUGAUCCAGGGACUUAUAGGUGGAUGGCACCUGAAAUGAUUAAAAGGAAACCACAUGGGCGAAAGGCUGAUGUUUACAGCUUUGGACUCGUUCUAUGGGAGAUGGUAGCUGGAGCUAUACCUUAUGAGGAUAUGAAUCCUAUUCAAGCUGCUUUUGCAGUCGUACACAAGAACAUUAGGCCAGCUAUACCUGAAGAUUGUCCAGGAGCCAUGAAAGCUCUGAUUGAGCAGUGUUGGUCGGUUGCACCGGACAAGAGACCGGAGUUCUGGCAGAUAGUGAAAGUACUUGAACAGUUUAGGGUUUCACUGGAACGUGAAGGGAGCUUGAAUCUGACAUCAAGCAAGAUCUGCAAGGAUCCAAGAAAGAGUCUGAAACAUUGGAUUAAGAAACUUGGACCGCAAGGAGGAGCAGCAGGAGGCGGCAGCAGUAGCGGCAGCAGCGGCCUUGGUCGCUCUGCCAUGCCUAACCCUAAGUUCGCUUGAGAGAUGUGAAUGAGUGUCUUCUGUAUAUUUAUAUAUAAAAAAACAAAAAGGGUUGUGUGUUGUGUCCUGUCCUGUUUUGUGGGUUGUGAUGUAAUCUUUCAUCUGCUUCUCUAGAUUUGUUGUGUAAUGACAAUCAAACUGGGGAAUGGUUUGUGAUUUGAUGUUUAUGGGAUUCAUUAUCGUUUCUCUA
Raphanus sativus (radish) is the source of this 2050-nucleotide messenger RNA. Its product is annotated as serine/threonine/tyrosine-protein kinase HT1. Gene Ontology annotation, biological process: protein phosphorylation. The record is from RefSeq and is a predicted model, not a curated record. Lineage: Eukaryota; Viridiplantae; Streptophyta; Magnoliopsida; Brassicales; Brassicaceae. Bases 316 to 1860 code for a protein of 514 amino acids. Gene Ontology annotation, molecular function: ATP binding; protein kinase activity. The transcript has 4 exons.